AUUUCUAAGUUUCUUCGAGUUUUAGCUAGUUCUCAACGCUUGGUUUCUCAUGUUAUCCCUUCUUGUAUCCAACAAGGGGGCUAUUACCCAAGCCUCCAUUCUUGGAGUUCUACUAUGUCUCGCUACAGCUCUGUUUAGCCGUUCCCUUCGAAAAGCAAGUCCGGCGAAAAAAUAUCCAGCGGGACCCAAAGGAUGGCCCGUGAUCGGAAACUUGUUCCUUUUCCCAGAUGUCUCCGCGGGCAAUGACAAAACGCUCACCUCCAUGGCAAAAGAAUUUACUGGCCUUUGCAUGCUCUGGCUUUUUUCACGGCCAGUGUUGAUUGUGACCAAGCUGAGGGAUGCCAAAGAAUUAAUGGACAAACGAGGGGCCAUUUUCUCCGAUAGGCCUCCAUUGAAUAUCGUCGUGAAAAAGAUUUGGCCAAACAUGUUGCCGAUCAAACCCUCUGGUGAAGGAUUUCGAUUUCUGAGGCGAGUUUAUAUUGACCUACUUGGUCCCCAGACAUCGCUAGCGGUAAGGAAGUAUCAGGAAUAUGAGUCGAGAAUGAUGCUUCGCGAUCUAUAUAAUACCCCUGAAGCGUUCAGAGCCCACACAGAACGAUUUUCAACGAGUGUGAUUUUCAGUGCGGUGUAUGGAGUAAGAGUCACCCGCCUUGACUAUCCCAUCAUGCGUGAGCUAUUCGACAUAUUAACUCGUGCAGCAGACAGCGUUCUGCCGGGAAGAGUGUUGGUAGACUAUGUACCAAUUCUCGAGAGGCUACCCGAGUUUCUUCAGCCAUGGCUUUGGUCUGCGAACUCAUUACGCCGUCGCGAAGAUGCACUUCACGCCGGGUUUUUAGCAGUCCUAAAAAAACAGAUAGAGACUGGAGCAGAGUCUUAUUGCUUUGGUAUUGAUGUUUUGAAGCUUCAAAAGAAAAAAGGGCUUGACGACAGGCUUACGAUAGAUAUUCUCAAGGGAAUAAUUGAUGUUGGCUCCGAAACUACCAGUAGCAUGAUGCAAUCUAUCAUCAAAGUACUGGCAAUGCAUCCCGAGGCUCAGAAAAAAGCCCAAGAAGAGCUGGAUCGGGUUGUAGGCCCUUCACGUCUACCGACCUGGGAGGAUAGUUCCAGCCUUCCAUAUAUCCGGGCUCUCAUAAAGGAGCUCCAUAGGUUUGCUCCUCUUUUGUAUAUUGGGGUACCACAUGCCUCCACAGAAGAAAUAUCUUACAAAGGACUCACGAUACCAAAAACAAUUCUGCUGCCGAAUGCGUUUGCUCUUUCAAGGGAUCCUGAGCGGUAUGCCGAUCCUGAUGCGUUUGCACCGGAGCGGUUUCUUGGCGAUGACCUCGACGCUUUCACCAGCGCGAAGCAGGGUGAUUUCCUUAAACGAGACCACAUCAACUAUGGUUGGGGCCGAAGACUUUGCCAAGGUAUUCAUCUGGCUGAGAAUUCGUUAUAUAUGCAAGUUUCUCGUGUUCUGUGGGCUUUUGACAUUGCGACCAUUCCUGGAGAGCCACCUCUCAAUAUUCAUGAGAAAGACGGCGGAUUCAUUAAGAAGCCUAAGGCUUUCCGAGUAUCCAUUACGCCUCGAUCUGACGAAGCAGUUCAAGUGCUGCUACAGAGCGCGGAAGAGGCAGUGACAGAGCUCCCAGAUGCAGAUACCGUGGAGAUGUCUUUUUAAUUGCGAAAGACAUUGCAAUGAGGAAAGAGCGUAUGUUUUAUUGGUGAUGCUGAUAGUAUCAACGGAUGUAUGUUCCACACAUCUAUAUUCGGAAGCUUUUCAGACCAGAUCACGUUUACAUGUCCCAAAUUGACGCUGCAUAUCAUUGAUCACAUGUAUUAUUGAGACGAAAAGAUGAGCGGGGUAGAGCCCACCCAUGGAAUGAGUGAAAUA
Molecule: messenger RNA, 1870 nt
Organism: Trichoderma harzianum CBS 226.95
Lineage: Eukaryota; Fungi; Ascomycota; Sordariomycetes; Hypocreales; Hypocreaceae
Exons: 5
Coding region: 50-1657 (535 amino acids)
Molecular function (GO): oxidoreductase activity, acting on paired donors, with incorporation or reduction of molecular oxygen; monooxygenase activity; heme binding
Source: RefSeq, a predicted model, not a curated record